CACUCUCGUGUGCAGAUUGGGCAGGUGGCCUCCACCGCGUGUGCAGACCAGAGAUCAACAAGUAGGAUCUUCGGAGGCAGCUCUGUGAAGCCUGCUUCCGCGGGCCGCGCCACGUUGCCCUGCGAGAGAUCGGAGUGGAUUCUUCAUCUAUUUUACCAGAUAAGGCCCACCACCGAGCUAUGUAGCUUUUUUCCAGAAGCCACCUGCCUAUCACAAGGUAGAGAACGUGGUAAGCAUGUCACUAAAUAUAAGUAAUAAAUACAUUAAGUAUAUAAGUCUUGAUUGAUCAAGAUUGGGCAAGGCAGCAAAACCAAGAACAAGACAGUCCCAGACCGCACCAAGACACCACCACGCAGCAGCAGUCCCUCAAUAGAACGGCACAUUGACACUGAACUAUCGAUACAUGGGUGAGAAUCAAUUUAUUCCACUCUGAGGUGUGUGUCACUGUUGCCACACAAAACGCGUUUAAUUCUGUCCGCUUGGUGUGUCUCUAGGCCCUCCUGAAAGUGUUCGUGAUGUUUCCGUUUCUCUUGGACUCGCACGGAAGGAUUACGUUGUUUGAGUUGCACGCCGCUUACAAGCUCCAGCAUUAUUCAUAUUUACAAAACGUAUACCUUCUCACGAAUGGCCUACGACCUCAGAACCGACCCGCUCUGGCAUUGCCAAUUCGACGCAGCAACCUCCUGGAAGACGCCGUCGCACUUCUCAGGGUCCCACUGGGGACCGCCGUGCAUCUGCAUCUGAUGAUGGUGUUCAGUGGGGAGGCGGUGGCUGGGCCUGGAGUGAACGCGGAGUUCUUCCUCCUCUUCAUGGAGGCGUUGGUGGCGAACAAGGAGAUCGGCUUCCUGACGGACUGGGAGUCGAACCUGCUCUGGUUCUCGGAGGAGGCCAUGCAGGAGGUUCGACUUGGACAGACACUGGUUUCGAGCGCAGACAUCUACUGGGCGUUGGGCGUGGCGUGUGGCCUGGCCGUCUACAACCGCGUCUUCAUGGACUUCCACUUCCCGCUGGCGCUCUACAAGAAGCUGCUGGGCGUCUCUCCCGACCUCUGUGACCUGUGGGAGCUAUCGCCCCGCCUGGGACGGAGCAUGACGAAGAUUCUAGAGGACACCAACGAACACUUGGAAGACACCUUGUGUCGCACUUUCACCUACCAGUAUGAAACCAACGGAAAGGUAAUCAUGAGAGAGUUGAUUCCGGGAGGAAGCUUCACGAUGGUGACCCAGCGGAACAAGCACGAGUACGUGGAGAGGUUCGUGCAUCACAAGUUCUGCAGCGACGCGGUGCAGCGGAAGUUCGAGAGGUUCGAGGCAGGGUUCACGUCCGUCUGCCAGGUGCUCCACUUCCGCCUGCUGAGCCCGCGCGAGCUCAGGGACGUGGCGUUCGGCAAGGCGAGCUACGACUGGCCUGCUCUCGAACAGGGUGUUAUCUACGUCAAUGGAUUCAACGCCCGGCACAACACCAUCAAGAUGUUCUGGGAGGUCUUCCGUGAGCUGUCCGACGAACAGAAGAAGCGGUUCCUGAUUUUCGUGACCGGCACGGACCGCGUGCCGCUGUCGGGGAUGAAGGCGCUCGGAAUCACCUUCUCCAUGGCCGAAAACCCGGAGGGCCUGCCACAGGCCCACACGUGUUUCCGCACAUUCUACCUCCCGGCCUACGGCGACAAGACGGACCUUCGCGACAAGCUCAGCAUCGCUCUCGAGCAGUGCUUCGGCUUCGCACCUUUGGAGUAGAACCCCGCUCGUCGGUCGUGCCCCCCCCCCCUUCCACCGCCCUCCCCCCCCCUUCCCCCCUCGACGCGUCUG
Molecule: messenger RNA, 1805 nt
Organism: Lethenteron reissneri (Far Eastern brook lamprey)
Lineage: Eukaryota; Metazoa; Chordata; Hyperoartia; Petromyzontiformes; Petromyzontidae
Product: probable E3 ubiquitin-protein ligase HERC4
Biological process (GO): protein polyubiquitination
Molecular function (GO): ubiquitin protein ligase activity
Source: RefSeq, a predicted model, not a curated record